AUGAAUGGAUGUACGAUACAGCCAGUCAUGGGUAGCGGUGACAAGUCCAGCUCUGCUGAUUUUCAUGGCAUCAUGGCAAACACGGCUGCCUGUGGCGCCUAUUGUUCUCAGGAGUUCAUCGAGUCAAGCACUGCCAAGUACAGUGAUUCAGAGUUUAUUUUGCAUCCACCAGCCCCUGUGAGCUACUGUCCUCAACUAUCAAUUGUUUCCAACAAGGUUGGUCACGUUUCAUGGAGCACAUCUUCUUCUUGUAAGAUCUACAGCCCCCAACUCUACAGUGCCAACUGCGAUGAAACAUCGGCUGGUUGGCGCCUAAUCAGUGUGGCGGAGCACCCAAAAACUGACUCUGAUGUAACUCUCAGCCACAUAGAACAGAUGUUGAUGCAGGACACCGAUGACAAGGUCAGAGCACCUCAUGGAGAGACUGCCAUUAGAACUAUGGAGGAGCCCUUCUAUGAACUUCUUGGACAGAAGUACCCUGUUUUGCCUGGCUUGCUACCACUUUGUGGCUGUGAUCGCCUCAAUAUUCUUGAAAAUGGCAGUGUCAGUAGGCUUAAUAAUGGACAGUUAUGCAAUAAUUGCUCUGUAAAAAUCAGCUCAGAUAAUUAUCACUCCAACGGCAGCUCACAAGCUUCUCAGGCUCCAUGGACUUUAUCCGCCAUUGUUGGAGAGGCAAUACAAUUCCCUCUGGGUGUUGAAGAAAUGGGAAUUGGUUUGAACAUCAAUGGCCUUUCCAUUAGCCCAGAGAGUCAUUCACAACAUAUGAAUGAUAAGGACACAAUCAAGCAUGCACCAUUUCAUGAUCGAAGCCGAAAAGUUUUUCCGGGUAUAGAAGAGCUUGAUUUGUUAGAAGGAAGGAUGAACAAGCAGAUUGCUAUUUUCUCCGAUGAGCCGAUCCGAAAUGAGGCCUUCGACAAGGUUCUACUUUGCUCUGAGCAUAAGCCCCUGGAUGAAGGUAUUAUUUUGCAACGAACCAUGGCAGAUAUAUCCACCAAAUAUGCACAGAACGAACAAGGAAGAAAACCAGCUAGGCAAACGAAGAGAGGUAAAACACGAAAGAAGAAAGAGGUGGUGGAUCUCAGAAGUCUCCUUAUCCAUUGCGCAGAAGCAGUGUCUGUGAACAACCGUACCAUAGCAAGUGACAUACUUAAAAGCAUAAGACAACAUUGUUCACCAAGUGGGGAUGAUACCCAGAGGCUAGCCUUUUACCUAGCAGAUUGCCUGGAGAUAAGAUUGUCUGGAAGCGGAAGUCAGAUAAAUCAGAAGGUCAUCACUACACCAACGAAUGCAGCACAUAUUCUGAAGCUAUGCCAUCUGUGUUUCACCGUUUGUCCUUAUUUGAGGUCAUCAUAUUAUCUCUCAAACAAGACAAUCCUUGAUGUCUCAAAGGGAAAACCAAGAGUGCACAUUAUCGAUUUUGGCAUUUUCUAUGGUUUUCAGUGGCCAUCAUUACUGAAACAAUUUGCAGAUAGAGAAGGUGGGCCGCCUAAGCUUCGGAUUACAGGUAUAGAGCUGCCCACGCCAGGUUUCCGGCCAGAUGAAAUGAAUAAGAACACACGGCUACGAUUAACUGAAUAUGCCGACAUAUUUCAAGUACCUCUUGAAUACCGACAGAUUUCAUCAAAAUGGGAAUCCAUCUCCAUCGAAGAAUUGAACAUUGACAAAGAUGAAGUGCUCGUAGUCAAUUGCAUACUCCGAAUGAAGAAUGUUGGUGAUGAGACAAUAACCAUCGAUAGCGCCAGGAAUAGAGUGCUCAAUACCAUAAGGAUGAUGAAACCAACAGUUUUCAUUCAUGGAGUUGUUAAUGGAUCUUACAACACCCCCUUCUUUUUAUCACGUUUUAAAGAAGUCAUGUACCACUACGCUUCAAUGUUUGACAUGCUUGACAAAACUACUCCACGAGAUAACGAGACAAGAAUGAUCCUAGAGAGGGAUAUAUAUAAAUAUGCAAUUCUUAAUGCCAUUGCAUGUGAAGGAUCAGAAAGGAUUGAGAGGCCAGAGAGUUACAAGAAAUGGAAUGCAAGAAGCGUCAGGGCCAGGUUUGAGCAGCUCCCACUGAACCCAACCAUUGUUAAAGGGAUACAACAUAUGGUGAGACAGAUUUAUCACAAAGAUUUCUUCGUCGACGAAGAAGACCAAUGCCUAGUGUUGGGAUGGAAGGGAAGGAUACUCUACGCAUUAUCCACAUGGAAGCCAAGUGAAUCUGGCGAUGAGGGUGCUUAA
Triticum turgidum subsp. durum (durum wheat) is the source of this 2223-nucleotide messenger RNA. NCBI's taxonomy places the organism in Eukaryota, Viridiplantae, Streptophyta, Magnoliopsida, Poales, Poaceae. The record is from the annotation of a GenBank genome assembly.